UUUUUCCCCCAGCUCAUUUGCCUACAGGUGUUUCCAUUGGACUGUCCUGGAGUAAUGCAAAGUCAGGCAAAUGGUGUUGGAGUGCUGGAAAAAACCCACCCUUUGAGUUGUGUUCCAGAGGAGAUACGAAACAAUGGAGCAGACCUUCAGGGCCGUGACCCACAGUCCUGGGAUCAUCAUCUGGAGAAUAGAGAAAAUGGAGCUGGCACCGGUCCCAGAGAAGUUCUACGGAAACUUUUACGAGGGUGACUGCUACCUUCUGCUCUCAACCCAAAAGGUGAGGCGCUCUCUGCGCUAUGAGAUCCACUACUGGAUCGGCUCGCAGUCCAGUCAGGACGAACAAGGAGCAGCUGCUGUUUACACAAUACAGCUCGAUGAGUUUCUGGGCUCCACUCCGGUCCAGCACAGGGAGGUUCAGGAUCACGAGUCUGAUCUCUUCAAGGGCUACUUCAAACAUGGCAUAAUCUAUAAGGCGGGUGGGGUGGCAUCCGGCAUGAGACAUGUGGAAACCAACACCUGCGACGUAAAGAGACUCCUCCAUGUCAAAGGCAGGAAGCGGGUGAUCGCUCGGGAGGUGGAGCUGAGCUGGGACAGCUUCAACCUGGGUGACGUGUUUUUGUGUGACAUCGGAGCCACUAUCAUCCAAUGGAAUGGGCCUAAGAGCAACAAUCAGGAAAGACUCAAGGGAAUGUUGCUGGCCCGAAACAUUCGAGACGAGGAGCGAGGAGGCCGCGCGGAGAUCAGGGUGGUCGAGGCUGAAAACGAGAGGAAGUCUCCAUACAGCAUGCAUCUGCUGACCCAAGUUCUUGGAGAAAGAACCUCAGAUGUCACGGACGGACCUGCGGAUGACACAGUAGACCCGGCACAGAUGUGUCAACUGACUCUUUACCACUUGUCCAAUGCUGGUGGACAGAUGAAGACCACAGAGGUCUCCACCAGGCCUCUGGUUCAAGACCUCCUCAACCAUGAGGACUGCUAUGUCCUGGACCAGGGAGGGGUGAAGAUAUUCGUAUGGAAGGGCAAGAAAGCCAACAAAGCUGAGCGACAGGCAGCAAUGGCCAGAGCCCUGGAGUUUAUCCAAGUGAAAGGCUACCCGAUCACUACCAAUGUGGAAACAGUGAACGACGGAGGAGAGUCGGCGCUCUUCAUGCAGCUCUUCAAAAACUGGACCGUGAAGGAUCAGACUGUCUCCCCGCUUAGCAAGGCGCGCAUGAGAGGCAGAGUCGCCCGCAUCUCUCAGGAAAAGUUUGAUGCCACCCUGUUGCAUUCCAAGCCUGAGAUCGCAGCAGAGGAACGUAUGGUGGACAACGGCGGGGGUGAAGUGGAGGCGUGGAGGGUCGAGGAUUUGGAGCUGGUCCCAUUGGAUCCCCAAAGUUACGGCUACUUCUACGGCGGCGACUGCUACUUGAUCCUCUACACGUACCUUGUUAACAACAAGGAACAUUAUCUGCUCUACAUCUGGCAGGGGCGACAUGCUACGACAGAUGAAUUGGCAGCCUCGGCGCUACAGGCCGUGCAUCUGGACCAGAAGUACGGAGGAGCGGCAGUUCAAGUCAGGGUCGCCAUGGGCAAAGAACCAAGACAUUUCCUGGCUAUCUUCAGAGGGAAAAUGGUCAUUUUCGAGGGUGGCACCAGCAGAAACAGGCCCUCUGACCCGGAGCCACCCGUGAGGUUGUUCCAGAUCCAUGGUUGCGACCCGUGCAACACAAAAGCCAUUGAGGUUCCAGCUCUGGCCUCGUCCCUGAACUCCAAUGAUGUGUUCAUGCUGAAGAGUCAGUCUGGACUCCAUCUUUGGUGUGGGAAGGGAUCCAGCGGAGACGAGCGAGCCAUGGCCAAGGAGAUCAGCUCUGUGAUUGGCCAGAACUCCCAGAACGGCUGUGAGGAGAUUAUAGCUGAAGGUCAAGAGCCCUUUGCGUUUUGGGAACUUCUCGGCGGAAAGACUUCGUAUGCAAAUGACAAAAGACUCCAACAGACGACUCUGGAGCACCACCCACGCCUCUUUGAGUGUUCCAACAAGACCGGUCGCUUCCUGGUGACAGAAGUGGCUCAGUUUACGCAGGAGGACCUCUUGGAAGAUGACGUCAUGCUCCUGGAUACCUGGGACCAGGUCUUUGUUUGGAUCGGUCAACAAGCCAAGGAGUCGGAGCGUAAAGACGCAAUAGCUACCUGCCAGGAGUACCUGCGCACUCAUCCGGGCGGCCGAGAUCCAGACACACACAUCAUCCUCAUCAAGCAGGGGUUUGAACCGCCCACCUUCACGGGGUGGUUCCUGGCGUGGGACUCCUCCAAGUGGAGCGGAGGACAGAGCUACGAGGAGCUGAGGCAGGAGCUGGGAGAAGAGGCAGAGCCAGUCAUUGUCACCGCUGAGGAGAGCGAGCCAGAGGAGGAGGAAGUCUUUCCAACGUUCUCUGCAGAAUCUUUGGUCAACAAGCCAACCAGCGAGCUACCUGAGGAUGUGGACCCGGCCCGGAAAGAGAAGUACUUGUCUGACUCGGACUUCAGCGCCAUAUUUGGGAUGAGCAAAGCAGACUUUGCCGGCCUUCCACGCUGGAAACAGCUCAACAUGAAAAAAAACAAAGGGCUGUUUUAGAGUCUCACUUAAGCCCACUCACGUAGCUGGUCAUUUCACUUACAGACUGGUUUGUGCGAA
Messenger RNA from Synchiropus splendidus (mandarinfish), 2650 nucleotides. RefSeq names its product advillin (gene avil). Bases 134 to 2590 code for a protein of 818 amino acids. Gene Ontology annotation, molecular function: phosphatidylinositol-4,5-bisphosphate binding; actin filament binding. The record is from RefSeq and is a predicted model, not a curated record. NCBI's taxonomy places the organism in Eukaryota, Metazoa, Chordata, Actinopteri, Syngnathiformes, Callionymidae. Gene Ontology annotation, biological process: cytoskeleton organization; barbed-end actin filament capping; actin filament severing. Gene Ontology annotation, cellular component: actin cytoskeleton; cytoplasm. The transcript is spliced from 20 exons.